UUCUGGUAAAAGGAGCGUCUGCUGAAGAAAGAGAGACACAGCAGAGUCCGGACCGCAGAGCCCGGAGAGCAGACUGUGAACCUGAACCCUGACAGUCCGCAAGACACCGCGGAGGAAACGCAACCGAGUUUUUAAAUCAUGGCAGGAGGGAAAAUGCGCUCCACUCGCAGACUGCGCUCCUGGAUCGUCGAACAGGUCAGCAGUGGGAAAUAUCCGGGGCUGGUGUGGGACGACGAGGCCAAAACCAUGUUCCGCAUCCCGUGGAAACACGCCGGGAAACAGGACUUCCGCAAGGACGAGGACGCCGCAAUUUUCAAGGCGUGGGCAGAGUUCAAAGGCAAGCUGACGGAUGGGAGUCAGGACAACCCGGCGUCCUGGAAGACCCGCCUGCGCUGCGCCCUCAACAAGAGUCCAGAGUUCAUGGAGGUGAUGGAGCGAGCCCAGCUGGACAUCUCGGAGCCCUACAAGGUCUACCGCCUGGUCCCCAUCAACGAGCAAGGAAUGGUGGUUCCCGAAAAGAAAUGCAGAGUGAAAGCCAAGAGGCCGAAGAGGAGGAGGAGCAGCAGCAGUGACUCGGAGAGCGACGACGGUGUCGUGGGAAAGCAGAUAAAGAAAGAGGAGGUCACGUCGCAGCUGUCUGUGGAAGAGACUCACGUCACCGUCCUGACAGAGGAACCGGCUCAGCACAGCGACGCCAUCCAGAGAGACGUGGUUGAUGAGAUCAGGUUGGACGUGCGGAUCGAGGAGAGCGUCGCCGCUCCAGCGGGAGGCCAGGACUCCUUCAGUGUGGUGGUUCAUUAUUUAGGACAGGAGGUUCUCAAGCGUCAGAUCCAGGGCACUGAUGUCAGGAUAACGUACCUGCCUUCCUCUCUCGCCCCCCCGACUUCGGCCGCCCUGAAGGCCCGGUUUCCCCGCAUCCCGCUGCCGGAGCCGCCCUCCACGCUGCCGGUGGGCCAGGAGCGGCAGGCCCUCGCCACUCUGCUGCCCUUCAUGGAGAAAGGGGUGGUGCUGACCUCCACGCCGCAGGGAGUCUACGGCAAGCGGUUCUGCCAGGGGCGGGUCUUCUGGACGGGGCCGCACACGACCACGCCGGGGCUGCACAAGAUGGAGAGGAACACGGAGCCCGUGAUGCUCUUCAGUAAAGACGCCUUCAAACAGCAACUGGAUCAUUUCCGUUCAAAUGGCGGCGCGCCUCCUCAGUGCGGCGUCACUCUGUGUUUCGGGGAAGAACUGAGUAACACCGAAGACCCGUCUGGAAAACUCAUUAUAGUUCAGGUAAAGAUCACUUUACCGUGGGCGGAAGAGCAGGUCCAGACCGCCCAGUCCUUCAUCGAGUCCAUCACCAUCCUCCAGUCUCUGGCCAGUCAGUCUCCGCUGGGAGAAAUAACUCUAAACCUGGUCAGCGUGGACUCUCUGUCGUCUGAGACCAUCACCUGUGGCCCCUUCUGAGCACCUUGCCCACUGUGAAAGGGCUUCAAAUUCCAAAAUAAGAGACCUUUCUAACUUUGAAACCCAUUCUUGUGAUACAAAAGAAUACAGUGAGGAACAACUUCAUUCUAAAUGCAUCAUCUAAAGUGAGUCUUAAAAAGAUUAAUUACAGAGUCUCAGAGAUAAACAGAUUAUAUAGCGGAUAGCCAAAUAAAAGCCACUAGUUUGUGUGGUAAUUGUAUUUUCAGCCCCAACAGAUCUUUCUAGCACUUCUAGCACAUUUCACUUUCUUUCUUUUUUUGUUGCCCUGAAACGAAUACUGGAGUUUCUGGGAGGGACUUUGGCCCCUCGUGUCCUCGUAGACAUUAGUCGGUGUACUGGAAGCACUACAUGUAACACUGAGAAGUCGUCUUCAGAGCUGCAACCAUUAAGUUGACUGGCAGAGUCAAAUUGUUUUUACUCGUCAUAUGUGACGCUAAUAUAACAGAUAACAAAAUAAAUGUUAGUUGCAGCUCUAGUCUUUCUUCGCUGGGUUUUCUGGAAAUGUGAUAAGAGUAAUAAUCCUCUACGUGUAGUUCCCAACCUGUGGAACGGUCACAGGUUACAUCCGAGUGUGCCGAGAUUAGAUUUAUUAGACAGGAAAGCAGAGUUAUCGAAUCUUUUGCUUUUCUUUUUGUGAAUUACUGGAUGAUUCUGAAUGGGUUUAGGCAGAAAAUGUGUAACAUAUGCAGCCAGUAACGGGCCUCAAAGGUGCUUUUUAUUUUAAUGGGGUCACAAACUAAACAGGUUGGAAUCCACUGCUCUCUGCAACUGUACAGCGCUGUACUUGUCGUCCUUGAAGCUGCAAAUAAUAGUCCAGUAGAGUAGUGAGCAAAGAUGUAUCUUUUUUUUAAUGUGCUGCCUGUUAAUCUACUCAAAUCCAACUUUAGAUUAGUCAUUUCUUUUCACGUUAGUCAUUUGUGGUUAAACACAGACAUUGAUACAUGUACAGAUGUGUGUUGAUAGUCGUCUGGUGAUGAUAAUGAGACUUGAAGCAGUGCUCAGUCAGAAUCAUUAAAGGAAAUCUUUCUAUACUCCACUGUUAUGUGAGAAAACUAAUCUUAUUUACAAGACUGUUAGUUUAGAUUAGUGUUUUAGAGAGUUACGCCAAAUUCUGACACUGCGGUAGACAAUUUUAAAAGUUUGUAUGUGUGAGGGGCAAACUGAAGUACACAACAUUUCAAUACAAAAGUCUUGUAGUAUCUACAGGCUGCUGACACUCAGAAUAUUUGGUUUUUAGGGGGCUGUCAGAGACAUUUAUACAACUCUUUUUUUAAAAGGUGGUAGCUUGGUGUGAUUUCCUGCGAGAUUUGUGUGUUAACACUGUUAUUUCCUCUCUAAAAAGUACAUAAUGUUUGUCGAGUUUGCCACUAAUGCACCGUUCAGGCAGGGAAUACUGUACUGGAGGUUAGAAAAGGCAGCUACACACGCGACAUACAAAGUGGCAAACAAAAGUGUCAUAAUCUGUUUUAGGCACAAUAAAGACAUUUAAUAAAUGUUUUUUAACUCACUAUAAUGUAGUUGUAUGCAUGUUUACAUACUGCACAACCCAAACUACAACCUUAAUCGUGAUCCUCAACCUGAAUAUCUCACAGUCUGACCAAAAACCAAACAUUUUAAGCUUCAACAAAUUUGUAUUUACUGCAGGGCUUCAGUAUUGUAAAAGGUAGUUCUCGUAUGUAGUCCGCCCCCCUGAGAGCUUACAGUGCACACAGGAAUGACAAUAAUACAGCAACAGAGCAUAACAUUGGACCAGAAAUACCACAGGUGCAUGGCAGUAGUGUUAAAAUGUGUUUAAGGUGAAUUUUCCAUUUAAAUCGGGUGUUGGGCUGAACCACAAAGGCACACUCUGAGGAGGAGGGGGGUUGAGAGGGAGGUGGAAGAGAUCUACCAAACUGUAAAUAUAUUGUUAUUUAUGCAUGUUCUACGUUAUGUCCUGUCCAGUUGGGAAAAUGCAUUAAAAAUAAACGGAUUCUUACA
Messenger RNA from Morone saxatilis (striped sea-bass), 3447 nucleotides. RefSeq names its product interferon regulatory factor 9 (gene irf9). The transcript is spliced from 10 exons. Gene Ontology annotation, biological process: regulation of transcription by RNA polymerase II; immune system process. Lineage: Eukaryota; Metazoa; Chordata; Actinopteri; Moronidae. Gene Ontology annotation, cellular component: nucleus. The record is from RefSeq and is a predicted model, not a curated record. Gene Ontology annotation, molecular function: RNA polymerase II cis-regulatory region sequence-specific DNA binding; protein binding; DNA-binding transcription factor activity, RNA polymerase II-specific. Bases 139 to 1449 code for a protein of 436 amino acids.